Molecule: messenger RNA, 4636 nt
Organism: Anthonomus grandis grandis
Lineage: Eukaryota; Metazoa; Arthropoda; Insecta; Coleoptera; Curculionidae
Product: protein artichoke
Exons: 13
Coding region: 208-4536 (1442 amino acids)
Molecular function (GO): protein binding
Source: RefSeq, a predicted model, not a curated record
GCGAAACACAUAUGUGUGUAUGGUAGUGCAGUGCGUUUUGCGGUAUAUUCUUAUUUUCGGUGUUUUGUUGUGAAGAGUUGUUGUUUUAAAGUUGUUGUCAGUUCUUGAAUUUCGGUUACAAGACAAUAACGCAAAUAAGCAGGGCUGUUUCCUAUAGGCCCUUUCCGCGGUUAAAAUCAAGAAUGGUGCAAUGUCCUCAGUGGUAAAAUGGGUGCAAUAUGGACACUCGCUUUGUUGGUAAUUUGUGGCAUUUACGUUGAUGGCACUUCCGCUCAGAAGGGCUGUCCCAUGCCCAAAGCUAUUUUACCUUGUAGGUGUUUUAUUCGAGGAGAUGAAUAUCAAAUAUGGUGCACACAUAGCGAUCUGCCAAGUGUUCUCGAUGGUCUAAAGGAAGUGGCUAAGUUCAUACCUGGACCCAUAGAAGAAUUAAUAUUGGAAAAUAAUUAUCUGCCAGCCCUUCCAGGAAGAACUUUUUUCCCAUUAAAAAUCCUUCGUCUUAUGCUAAGACAUAAUGGCCUGGAGAGGGUAUCUAACGACUGGCUCGGAGGCCUAGAAACCACCAUAAUGGAACUGUUUAUGGUUGAACCAAAACUGAGAUCGAUGCCAGAAGAUUCUCUAAUGCAAAUGAUCGCACUCCAAGCCGUCACUAUUCAAAGUAACCUAAUGAAAAGACUUCCCAUGUUUUCAGGACUUCCUAAACUCAGGUAUCUCCAAAUUGAAUCAACAUCUCUGCUAGAACUUACACCUAACAACUUCAAAGAUAAUCCAUCCCUAGAAAAUAUACAUAUAGCAUAUUCGCCCAGGUUAAAGCGUUUAGAAGCACACGUGUUUAUAGACCUCCCUAGUUUAAAGUUAUUAAAUAUUUCAUAUUGCGGAAUAACUUGGAUACAUCCUAGAGCAAUCACAAGGUUGCCACUGCUACAGGAACUUAUCCUAAUUGGAAACAGGAUCUCUGACGCUGGAAUGGUUGGUAGAGUUAGCAGAGAGAUGCCACAGCUGACAGUUUUACGACUUGAUGACAAUUAUAUUGACAGGUUAGAGGAAGCAGCUUUCGUAGACCUGCCGUCCCUUAGGUCUUUGCAUAUGUCGAACAAUCGAAUCACUGAACUUCACCAUGGAGCUUUUCAUAGAGUACCUCGGUUAAAAAAGCUUAACUUAAACGAUAAUUUCUUGAAAAGGGUUCAUCCAGAAAGCUUUCUUCAAGAGUCUGGGAGUGGUUUAGAAGAGCUAUGGCUAAUACGUAAUGAAAUUAGCCACGUGGCUGACUUGAGAGCUAUCCUGGAUGCAUUACCAAGGUUAGUGUUUCUGGAUAUGAGCUACAAUCAUCUCGAGGCAAUCCCUUAUGGCUCAUUAAGAGGCCAUCCUACCUUGGAGCAUUUUAACUUAGAUCACAACAAUAUCCACCUUAUUGAUAGAGAAGCUUUUGUAGCGAUGCCAGCCUUAAGAGAAUUAAGAAUGAAGAAUAAUUCUUUAUCGAACACACUUCAGCCGCCCUUAUGGAACCUCCCGGAUCUGAAAGGACUGGAUUUAUCACUAAACUCUUUUAGGCGUCUCGAACCGAACUUCCUGCAAGACUUACCAUCGUUAAGAAAACUCGACUUAAGUGGAAACGAACUGAAGUAUAUAGAUCCGGCAGCAUUCGCCCCCACACCAUCUUUGGAGCAUAUUAACGUUUCAUACAAUCAUUUGGCCACCUUACAUCCGGCCACCUUUCGACACUUGUUGGGACUAUAUGAGCUAGACGUUUCUAACAAUAUGUUAGUUGAAUUUGUACCAGGGUUACCACGAGGUUUAGAAUAUCUACAUUUGAAAAACAAUGAGAUUACUGUAAUACCAGUGGCUCCUACCCCUGAUCUAGAUUUACCAAUGCUGAGAAUGCUAGACCUAUCCGGCAAUAAAAUCGAAGUAAUAUCCAAAGAACGAUUAACCUCUCUUCCGCAAUUACGUAGGUUGUAUCUAAGGUAUAAUCUUCUGAAGAAGAUUGAGGAUGGAAGUCUUAAAGGGCUAGAUAGGCUAGAAACACUGGAUUUAUCUCACAAUGGUCUGGUUCACUUGGGAGCAAACACGUUUAAGCAUCAAACAGAGUUGCGCGACUUAAAUCUAGGGAAUAAUAGAAUAGAGUUCGUGGCCAUGGAAUGUUUCCACUAUGCACCUUACUUAAAAAGGCUUAACCUCACUAAGAAUAUGUUAAAUGAAAUUUUACCAAGUACCCUGGAUAAAAACAAGGAUCUACAGAUGGUUGAUAUUUCGUACAACAGACUCAUAAGACUUUCAACUACAUUCAUAGGCUUAAAAAACUUAAGAGGUCUAGAUGCUACGCAUAACAGGCUUAACUCCAUUGAUCCACAAAUCUUAGCUAGCCUAACUUCAUUAAGGAUCCUAGGGUUAUCUCAUAACUAUAUAAAAGCUCUAAAGGAAAACGCAUUUAGUAAGUUAAAUCACCUUAUAACACUUGAUUUGGAAGACAAUGAGCUAGAAUUAGUUGAACCUAACGCUCUAAAAACCUUACCGGUAUUAAAAAAGGUUCAGUUAGGGCACAAUAAGAUUAAGGAAAUACCUGGACAGGUGUUUGUAAACCUCCCAUCAUUACAAAUGGUGGAGUUACAACAUAACCAAAUCAGAUCAAUAGCUCCCAAUGCGUUUGUAGGUGUCCCACAGUUGCUAGUAUUGAAUAUAAGUCACAACGAAAUCGGUUCUUUGAAUGAUGCUGGUUUACGUGAUAUAAAAUCUUUAGAGUUGCUUGAUAUUAGUCAUAACAACAUUAAAUCGGUUGCUAAUCCUGCUCUAGAACGUCUAGAAUGGCUGGUCGAACUGAGAAUCGAUGACAAUCAGAUAUGCGGGGUACAAGGAUCGCCGUUUAACAACAUGCCAAGACUAAGGGUUCUAACUAUGAGAAAUAAUAAAAUGAUGUCAUUUCCUGAAGGUGCAAUAGAACGGAUCCGAAACAAUUUAGCCACCUUAGAUAUAGAUGGAAACCCUCUUGCAUGUUCUUGCAACAUGUUAUGGCUUCAAGCUUGGCUGCACGAGACGGAUCGAAUGGGUCCAAGAUGCGUGGAAGGAUAUUUACUUAGAGAAAUGGCAGUAGAUAGAAGAGACUGUCCGGAAGAAGCGCGAAAUAUCGAAUUAGUGGCACCAGGUUGCGAAUCUGAGCUUCUGUCCGCUCCUGGUGUGUAUGGCACCUCACAGGUCCACUCGCAGUGGAUGAAUUUGAAAGCAGUUAAUUCAACUCAAGACAGAAAUGGCUUGGCACCGACACCGGAGGAGUCCGAGUAUUUUUACGAUGAAUAUGUGGAUUAUCCAUAUAAUGAAACGAAUGGCAAACUAACCGGAACUACCAAGCAACCAAUAGAUUUUAAUCUGUCUAAAAUUCACGCAACAGGUAAUACCCCGACAAUAUAUGCAGCUCCUACCAAUAACAAAAACCAAAUAGCUGAUAAAGAAAUUCCAAAGGAAGUAAAUAAUUCACCCAGUAGUAGCGGAUUUACGUUCUUCGGUCUGCCUCUUGCCAGCCUAGGAAACUUACUGAGCAACGCUAUUAAACCCAGGAGGAAUAGUAAAAUUGGCCCGGUAAAGAUGGACGACAGAAUUGCGAUUGUCAACAAAUCACCGAUACCUCAUGGUUCUAGAGUUUACCAUAUGCCACCGGAUAUGCCAAAGUUUGAAACCGGUGGAUUUAUUCCAAUUCUACCAGGAACUGGAGGUUUUAAACCAAUCCCAAACCCAGUGAUUCAGCAAACUGAACCAACCAAAUCACAGAACGUCACAAACAUACUCAAACCUGACUCGUCCACUGUAGAAGCCAACAACGUGCUGAUCUCGACUACUGAUAGAAUUUAUACUACUGAGGCAUUACCUUCGACUCCUCAAAGAUCAACACUUUUAACUCCAACCAGUAGUACUUCUACUACAACAAGACCGACAGUUGAAAGUACAAUAUUACCAAUUAAUGAUAAACCAGAAAAUACGAGAACUAUUAAGCAACAUUUUAUUAAUUUUACAAGCCCAAAUUCCCGUUCUGACUCGAAGCAAAUGGAAUCAAGUGAAACAACUACAGAAACUGUACCAGAAACCACCACGGCUGCUAUAGAGGAAACAACAAUUUUAAAACUAGAUACGACAACGGUUAUUGAAACAUAUAAAACCACUGUUCUAAAGCCUAUAAAAUCAGAUGUGGUAGCCAGUUGGCCUAAAGGUACUACUUCGACAGCAGCUUUUCUAGCUCCUGGUGGCAUGCAGAGUCACAAAAAAAUGGCUUCAAUCGAAAAAGUAAUUUCCCCAAAUAUACCAUCUGCUAGUGCCCCAUUAAUAUCGGAAGAACACGACGCUUUGUCACCCAUGGCUCAUAACAGAGAGCCCAAAAAUUAUGCCUCCAGUGAUUCCGCAAAUGUUAACACGGAUAAAACCGAAAGUAAUGAUUUGAGUUGGUAUUUUGCUACUUACAAUAAUCCACCAUCACAUUCUUGCAGUAGAGGAUCAUACAAUUUGGACUUUGUAAUUUUUUUAAUGCUAUUUGAAGUAUUGUAUUUAUUGUUGUAAAAUAAUGUAAAAACAAAAUCAUGUUUUUUUUAAUACGGAGACUAUUAGUUAUUUAAAACAUAAGCACGAUUUAAAUAAAAAUCUAUAUAUUCAUACAUGA